UCUCCUGUGAACCUGUGAAAUCCAAAGUUUGCCCGUGGUUAUCGUUCAGCAGUAACCAGGCAACUAUCAAGCCAAUGCGGACUCUGAAGACACUGACGGGCUCUAACAUUAGCGGCUUAUAUGUUUGUACAUGCUGUUAGCGUUCAACAGACUGAGGAGUACACAGAGACUCAUUUCUCGCUGAGCGUUUAUUUCGAGGAUAAACAGAAACAGUUUACUCUGAACAGUUUUUAAGAAAGUUUAUAUGCCAUACUAACGCCUUGCUAAUAAUUUGUUUUAAGUUAAAAUGUUUAACCUGGAGCAUUUAAAGUGAAUUUGGACGGUGAGGAGCGGCCAGAUUUUUACUCAUGGGGUUGCAUCGUUUGAAUAGACAAUCUUUGGACAAAUAUUAAUUCUCUCAAGCUUCUCAUCAUGUUAAAUCACUGUGUCAGACGCGCUUUCACAUUAAAAACCUCGCAGAGCAGAACAGCAGCGAACCUGCGGCUCAACAGAGGACGCUGCAGUGCAUCAUGGAGUGAGGAUUUGGAUGAGGUCAGGACUCUGCUGCAGCUCUGCCUGGACAGACACUACAUCUCACGGGGUCAGGCUAACGCCGAGCUGUUUCGGCGUGGGAUGAGCUGCAGCUAUGGACCUCUGGGCAUGGAGCUGAGGAGAAACCUGCUGGAGCAGUGGUGGCUCUCUGUGACCAGGUCCACAGCUCAGGUGUUUGGGAUCAACACCCUGAGCAGCAGCAAGGACAGAGAAACAGACGGAGUAGGACAACUGAGGAUGGUUGAGUCUGAAAACUUAAAACAAAUACUUGAGCAACAAGAGCUGAGCAAGGACCAGAUCAUCCAGGAGGUGCAAAUGCUGCUUCAGAGGUCGCCAUCUGUGAGAACAAACUUACUUCAAGGUGCCUUGGAGCAGUUUGUCCCCUCGUUGGAGCUGGUGAACACGAAGCUGCCUUUUGGCCUGGCUGAGACUGGUCUGUGUUUUCCGUCCUCUGACGGUUCUGGUUGCCCUGCUGAGGUCACUCAGACGUCUGUGGUGUGGUUCUGCUCUCCUCGCACCUCCUCGCAGUGGCUGGAUCACUGGACACGACAGAGGCUAAAGUGGUGGAGGAAAUUUGCCCUGUCUCCGUCCGACUUCAGCAGCUGUGACAUCCCGGAGGAGGAACUUGUGGUGGCGGCGUCUCGUGGUGUGAGGAUCACCUACAACUUCCCGUGGGGACAGGAGCCUCUGGAGACCCUGUGUAGCCGAGGAGAUGCUGAACUGCUGCAGACACACAAAGGAGCACGAUCCAAACUACAGUGUCGAAAUGGGCGCAAGACAGUUCCUCACGUUGUCUCUGUAACUGGGAACAUGGACCGUGGUUUGAUGGCCUUCUUGUCCAACUCACUGCAGCUGCUGAAGAGAGAAGACGGCAAGCAGAGGCUGCAGCAGAGAAAGGUGCUGAAGUUGCAUCCAGUGUUGGCUCCAGUCAAAGUGGCUUUAGACCUUGGCAGGGGAGCCACUAUGGAGCUGAGACAGGUUUGUGAGGGCCUUCUUCAAGAGUUUAUGGAGGCUAAGAUCUCUGCAUGGCCUGGGUAUCUUGAAACUAUGCCAACAUCAAUGGAGCAGCUGAAUGCCAAGUACGAUGAGAUGGGAGUGCUUUUCACUGUGGUGAUCAGUGAGAACACCUUGGAGAGCGGCCUCCUUCAGGUCCGCAGUAGAGACACCACCAUCAAAGAAACUAUGCACAUCUCUGAGAUUAAGAACUUUGUCUCCAGAUACAUUUCUGCUGCCGAAAAAAUCUGAAUGGACUUUUUGUUGGAGCAACUAUAAUGUGUCUGAUUAUUGUGCUGCCUUGGUUUUGCAUCUUGUCUACACACAAAGCGAUUGCACAUUGGCAGCCUCCUUUCAGUACACUUAAGGCAAAGAGGUGGAUAAUUUGUGUUUUAACUAUGUGAUCAGACAGUGGUGCUCAUAUUGGAGGAUUGCUAUAUUUGUUUGUAUUUGUA
Molecule: messenger RNA, 1979 nt
Organism: Seriola dumerili (greater amberjack)
Lineage: Eukaryota; Metazoa; Chordata; Actinopteri; Carangiformes; Carangidae
Gene: polg2
Product: DNA polymerase gamma 2, accessory subunit
Exons: 8
Coding region: 412-1776 (454 amino acids)
Biological process (GO): mitochondrial DNA replication
Cellular component (GO): mitochondrion; cytoplasm
Source: RefSeq, a predicted model, not a curated record